AUGCAGCAAAUCAUAUUAGCUUAUAUAUUGGGAAUCUUAGCUGUCACAUCCGGGCAGUUAGAAGAAUAUGUUGAGGUAAAUACUACUUUAGGGCAGUUACGAGGCGAAGUAGUCGAUUUUGCUGGUUGGUAUCCAGAUGGUGUUAUAAACACGAUGGUUGUGACAGAAUGGGCGGGUAUUCCAUACGCCCAGCCUCCAGUGGGUGAUUUAAGAUGGCAGCCUCCUGUAGCCAUGAGUUCAUGGACUGGGGUAAGAGAUGCUUUGAAUUUCAAUGUGAUUUGCUACCAGAGAGACAUCGAUUCGUAUUAUGGAGUGCCAGUUGAAAUAUCUGAAGAUUGUUUGUAUCUGAGCGUCUGGACGCCAGGUGACGCUGUGGAUCCAUCAAAUUUGAACCUAAGUGUCAUGUUUUAUAUCCAUGGUGGAGCGUUCCAGUUGGGCACCGGUAUGAAUCCUCUCCAAUUUGGCGGCUACCUUGCUAGUGAUCAGAACGUUGUUGUAGUUGGAAUAAACUAUCGCCUUGGGGUGAUGGGGUUCUUCUCCACCGAGGAUGACACUGCUCCUGGUAACUACGGACUCAUGGACAUCAUUGAAGCGUUGCGAUGGACUAAAGCUAACAUUCGGAACUUUGGAGGCAAUCCUGACUCAAUUACCAUAUUUGGGCAGUCAGCUGGUGGGGCGGCUGUUUCAUAUUUGUUACUUUCUCCACCUGCGAAUGGUUUGUUCAACAGAGCUAUCAGUCAGAGUGGUAUAGCAACUAUGUAUUGGGCCGUAGCUAAAGAUUACCUAAGGGAACUAUCCGCCUCACUGGCAACCGAAAUGAACUGCCCUCCUGAUAAUUCCCCAGGGAUGGUAACGUGCCUAAGAGGCAGGGAUCCAUGGGAAGUUACUAAUACCUCCCUUGAGCUUAAUUUAAUUUAUCAAAAUACACGUGAUGAUACCCAGAGCGUUUUUGCCCCGAGGAUAGAUGGCAACAUUGUUCCCGAUGAUCCACUGACGCUUUUAGCAAAUGGUCAGUUUCAACCAGUGGACUUUAUGACUGGUAUUACAAGCCACGAGUCCUGGCCAUACAGACACAUGUGGUAUAUCAUGAUCCCUGGGAUCAGACGCUGGGUGGAGCGUGGAAUUAAUUCGGACGAUUUCGACCACCUGACGGCACAUUGGAUGCGAUUCCUUAACUACCCUGCCCGUCGAACAGAGGUAUUGGCGGCUAUAAAACAACAAUAUGACAUAGAUUAUGAUCAAGGAGUAGACAGUUUAGAAAGAUCCGCUGGUUAUAUGAACUUUCUUAGUGACUUCCAAUUUAUUGCACAUAACGAUCGAUUUGCCCGAUUAUACGCUGAUAGGGCUGGAUCGAGUAAUGUAUUCAACUACUACUUCUCGCCACGGGUGUCCGUGGACCAGCGUGUAAUCUGGGAAGCCACGGUGCCAAAUUGGAUUCUGGCUAGCCACGCUGACGACCUCGCGUUCGUGUUCGGUAAAGCCAAGUAUACGAUGGAAGACCGGGUGACAGCCGAGGAACGCGAUCUGAGUGAUGCAAUGAUGAAAACUUGGGCUGAUUUUGCUAAAACAGGAAAUCCGGGUUCACUAGCAGGGGUUGCAUGGCCGCCAUUUUCGUCAGCAAGCCCCUCAUACUUGGACAUUACAGCGCCACUGGACAAUAUUAGCGUCAUAACUUCCUUCUUCCCAGAGCGGAUGAGUUUUUGGCGGGAAACUAUCUGGCCAAUUCUAGAUAGACCACCAGCAGAAGAGUGAUGUCAUUCUAAACUACUCGCCGGGAGAGACCAGUGACGUUUAAAGCUUAAAAAACCUCAUCAUUAUCAAUUCGUUCUUUUGUGUG
Owenia fusiformis is the source of this 1837-nucleotide messenger RNA. Lineage: Eukaryota; Metazoa; Annelida; Polychaeta; Sabellida; Oweniidae. The record is from the annotation of a GenBank genome assembly.